UGGUAUUGCCUGACUGAAAAUAAGGAAGAACAUAAUCGCAGUUAGAAAAAUAUUCUUCCAUACGAUCCAUGCUUUAGUCUCAGAGCUUGAAAUGUAAAAGAAGUAGCUCUUUGUAACUUGUAGGCUCCGCCUAGCUCGAACAACAGGAGCCGAUUUUCAGGCAGUGCCUUAGACAACAGCAACUUUGGAGGUCCCCAGUUUGCUGAGGGAGACGUGGACCUGAGUGGGGCGGUGCGUUCCCGGGCACGGCAGAGGAAGUGGGAGGCCAGGCGGAAUUGGCGGGCAUCUCCGCCCGGAGCGGCUCCACCAUGUCGAAGGUUUCCUUUAAGAUCACGCUGACGUCGGACCCGCGGCUGCCUUACAAAGUACUUAGUGUUCCUGAAAGUACACCUUUCACAGCAGUCUUAAAGUUUGCAGCAGAAGAAUUUAAAGUUCCUGCAGCAACAAGUGCAAUUAUUACCAAUGAUGGAAUAGGAAUAAAUCCUGCCCAGACUGCUGGAAAUGUUUUCCUAAAGCAUGGUUCAGAACUGCGAAUUAUUCCUAGAGAUCGUGUUGGAAGUUGAUGCAGCUACAAGAUUGGUACCCUGCUCUUCUGACCAGAUUGUUGCCCAUAAGGCCCUCCAAUACAGAAAUUCUGGAACUACCCUCUGAUAAUACUAGAGAUAGAUCAUUAUUUAAAUCAGGCUGUGUAGUUAAACCAUUCUAUUUGAAAUAAACAUUCUCAAAAGGUUUAGCCUAUCCAAUCUAUUAGCUACAGCCUCCAAAUUGCCUAAGCCAGGUAUUUGGGACUCAUUAGAUUUUUUUUUCCUUUUCUUUUGCCAUAGCAAACCCAUCACAAGAUUCUAUUCCAUUUACAAAAUAUGUCCAAGAUCUGUAAUUAAAGCCCUCAUCCUCUCAUAAAUGCUAUUAGAAAAGCUUGUAGUCUCGGUUCCCUCUUUCACGCUGUUGUUGUAAUGAGGUUUUUGGCAUGGAAAUACGAUUGUGUAGUUCCACUAGUCAAAAUCCUGCUGAAUAAAAAUCUAUAUAUGACAUGUGAGAACCUUCAUGAACUGCUCUUCGUUCAGAGUCAUCUGGUACCACGACUGAUUUGCACUGCAGCUACACUGAACUACAGAUAUUUAUUAUCUCCAUUGUGCCAUGGUCUCACACCUCCAUGCCUCUACUUUCUCCAGUGGUCCUCCUGAAAAAUCCAGGAUUGAUUCUUCAAGUUUAAAAGCUGGGGAGCCUUUCCUCACUCCUCCCGAGCAGAGCUAGGUUGUUUAACUCUCCAAGCAACCAUUGCAUUUUGGACAUUCCCCCAUUGUAGCAAUUGUUAAAUACAGAGUUAUAUUUGUCUCUGAUUUAAAGUAUAAGUUUUAUAAAAGUGUAAGAUUGUGAUUGAAACAGGAUUUCCGAAUUACCUUGCCCAUAAUAGAUAGUAAAUACUUUAUGAUCAAAAGACUACAGAAGAGAAUAAAAACUUUGAAAAUCGCAACAA
This is a messenger RNA of Mirounga angustirostris (Northern elephant seal), 1477 nucleotides long. RefSeq names its product ubiquitin fold modifier 1 (gene UFM1). The record is from RefSeq and is a predicted model, not a curated record. Bases 309 to 563 code for a protein of 84 amino acids. Lineage: Eukaryota; Metazoa; Chordata; Mammalia; Carnivora; Phocidae. The transcript is spliced from 7 exons. Gene Ontology annotation, biological process: protein K69-linked ufmylation. Gene Ontology annotation, cellular component: nucleus; cytoplasm.